GCCUCCCACUCCCAAAAACCCAGACGUUUACUAAAUGCAUUAAAGUUGACCGGUAAGGUUCCCGGUAAAACCACCCCCACACCUCCACUUGCCCCAUAUAAAAUUCAUUGAACUCUCCGAACUCCGACCAUAUUUUCGACUCUCUCUUAUCGAAAAAAUGGAGGUGGAAACUCAGACACAAACCCUCCCAACCUUCGACAAUCCUCCGUUUUCUUACUCCGUCACCGCGCUCGGUUCCCGCGACUUCCGCAGCUCUGAAAUGUCUGGCGUUGGCCCGAAAUGCUUGGCCCCCGAUGUGCUUCACGGGGCGCCAGCGGGUGACACGGAUGCGCCGGUGGGCGAGAGGUCGGAGUCGACGGCGGCGGUGAAGGUUCAGAAGCUGUAUCGGAGUUACCGCACCCGGCGCAGGUUAGCCGACUCCGCCGUCGUCGUUGAAGAAUACUGGUGGCAAGCGAUAGAUUCCUGGAGAUUGAACCGCAGCACGAUUUCGUUCUUUGAUCACGGCGAAUCUGUGGCUAAACGUUGGAACCGUGUCGGCAAGAAUGCUUCUAAGGUUGGCAAGGGGCUAUCCAAAGACGCCAAAGCACAGAAAUUGGCUUUUCAGCAUUGGAUUGAAGCUAUUGAUCCGAGGCAUAGGUAUGGGCAUAGCUUGCAUGUGUAUUAUGAAGAGUGGUCUAAAGCAGAUGCUGGUCAGCCAUUUUUUUACUGGUUGGAUGUAGGAGAUGGAAAAGAGCUUGAGCUGAAAGAAUGCCCGAGAUUGAAGCUUCGACAACAAUGCAUCAAGUAUCUUGGACCUCAAGAGAGAGUGCAUUAUGAAUACAUUGUCGAGGAAGGGAAACUUAUUCACUCGCAAACCGGAGAGCUUCUUCAUACAAAGGAUGGAUCUCCGGGAGCUAAGUGGAUAUUCGUUAUGAGCACCUCUAAGAGACUCUAUGCUGGCGUUAAAAAGAAAGGGGUUUUCCAUCAUUCUAGCUUCUUGGCUGGAGGAGCAGCGAUAGCUGCUGGAAGGCUAGAGGCAGAGAAUGGAGUUCUGAAGUCAAUCUCUGCAUAUAGCGGGCAUUACCGGCCAACAGAUGAAAGGCUUGAUACCUUUUUAUCAGUUCUAAAGGAUAACGGGGUGAACCUUGACGAAGUUCAGAUACGCAAGGCCACUGACGAUUCUGAUAGCUAUGAUGGUGGCAAGUCUAAUGGUGGGAGUACAUUUAGAAUGCCAACCAACUUUGAAACUCCUCAACCGGAGAUUCCAGAAGAAGUGGAGAAAACCCAAUCCGCAGAAUCCACUGAACUUCCACAAGCGGAACCCAAAACUGAGUACAAGAGGACUUUAUCCGGUGGUCUUCAUAGUCCAAGAACUGAGGUCCCUCAGAAAAAGAUACUGCAGAGGAUCAACUCCAAGACCUCAGUGAAAUCAUACCAACUCGGGCAUCAGCUAUCGCUCAAGUGGUCAACAGGAGCUGGCCCGAGAAUCGGUUGUGUUGCUGACUAUCCGGUAGAGCUGAGAACGCAGGCCUUAGAGUUUGUUAACCUAUCUCCGAGAUCUCCCCCAACGCCAUCCUACAGGCGGUUCGGUGGUCUCACAUCACCUACAUCGAAUCUCACAUCACCAACGUCUGGUUUCACAUCACAUACGUCGAAUUCCACCACGGAUGUCAAUAACGUUGAUUAGACAGUCAUCUGGUGAUUGAACUGCACCAAUCAUCAUCAUCAUCAGUUUUAUGCACCAUCUCUAAUGGAUGUUUUAGAGAAUGUGGUAUAGAUCGUCAACUUCCUGUCAAACUUAAAUUUUUGACAUUAAUCGUUAGGAGCAUUUUCUUCUUACUUAGUCAUGUUUUCUUGGAGUCACUGCUGUUUCUGUUUAGUUCGUUGUAGUGACAAGUAACCUGUAACUGGGUGAAGUCUGAUAUUUUGUUUCGGAUUUUUUACCUGGAAAUGUCCUUGACGUUUGAGAAACUCA
This is a messenger RNA of Pyrus x bretschneideri (Chinese white pear), 1954 nucleotides long. RefSeq names its product IQ domain-containing protein IQM3. The record is from RefSeq and is a predicted model, not a curated record. Gene Ontology annotation, molecular function: protein binding. The transcript has 9 exons. The coding region runs from base 158 to 1666 and encodes 502 amino acids. Lineage: Eukaryota; Viridiplantae; Streptophyta; Magnoliopsida; Rosales; Rosaceae.